UUCAGAACUCCCGAGAAGGAGCUAAAUCUCUACCUCCAGAUUACAAAACAAUUGAGGCUCAAGACCUUCCAUCGUACCAGGAGGCGCUCAACUUGGAUCCUCGGGGUCUUGCAGGUAUUCAGUUGCAACUUAACAGAAACUCCAACUCCUUAAAUUCAAUUCGACCUUUUCCAGUUUACAACUCCCCCCCACCUCCAUUCUUACCCCUCCAUUCUACCAACCCCCCCUCACCUCCAUUCUCACCCCUCCAUUCUACCAACUCCCCCCCACCUCCCUUCUUAACCCUCCAUUCUACCAACCCCACCUCACCUACAUUCUCUCCCCUCCACUCUACCAGCUCUCCAAAACUCUCACAAAUCAGAUCGAUACACAGUUCUCAGAGCAGGCCCCCUCAAGGUGAAACAGAAAGUGGCGAAAGCAUAAACAAUUUAGAAGGAAGAUUAUCGUCAAGUAAGGAAGAAUUUUCUCUGUCAACCCUUGUGAGAACCCAUCAAUCCUCCCCGGGGGUUGGAAGAAAAGACGACAUUGAAAGUGGUGAAUGUAAUGAACAGAAUCCACCUCCACAGCUACCAGGGAUGGCGGAUACAUCAAGUAAUAUAUUUACAAUAUCAAAUUAUGUUUCUCCUUGUUCCAGUCAAACAGAUGAGUCAAGUUUAAACAAUUUUUGUGAAAUCAUCCAACUCAAUAAUCCACUCUCUCCUGACAAUGAAAGCUGUUCUACAUCACAAAUUAGGCUAAAACGACCACAUUCUUCCUUGGGUAUCCUUCCAUUAAAGUCUGUUUUUCAGUCGUCCAAAUCUUAUAUACAUCCGUCCAAAUCGGAUAAAAAUUCGUCCAAAUCUGAUAUCCAUCCGUCCGUUCCAGUAACCGCUCCGUCCACUUCUAAUAUCCGAAAAUCUGCCCGUGUCAGUGAUAAAACAGACUCGUUCCUUGAUGUAGUGGAAGAUGUGGAAGAUCCCAGGAUUAUUCUAGAUUAUCCUCCAUCGACUACCCUUCCUACAUCACUAGAUCUAGCCUCAUUCUCAUUUUCUGUACACAAUGAGAACAAGUUCUCUAGUAAUGUUAUAAAGAAGGCUCUAAAUAGGAAAGAGAAGAAGCAUCUUUACACAGUCUCUAAUAGCGCAAGAAACUCAAAAGUUGUUCCUCAAAACGAAAAUCCGCCAACUAGAACAGAGAAAAAUGAGGCAACCUACUUGGAAUCUGAAAAUGUGCCAAGAAACAGUCUGGAGGAUCCAAAGAAGGCUGUUGAGGAUCAUAGUGAAUCUGAUCCUGAGGAUUUGGAGUAUGUAGAAUGUUUAUAAUCUAUAUAAUAAAACAAGACAUUCGUAUAUAUGAUCCCUUUAGCCGGUUAUACUGCUGGACCGAAUGGGCUGAAAUUUUUUAAGGAUAUCCCAGGAGUGGUAACCUAGACUAAAAAGAAAUUAAAAUUUUAAAAAAAUAAAUCUUUUUGUAAUUACACGGGCAACGCUGGGCACUUCAGCUAGUUAGUAGUGAUAAAACUCUGAUGCUCUUAAAACAUCUAUUAUAAUUAAAAUAUAUGUGAUCACUUUCA
Eurytemora carolleeae is the source of this 1552-nucleotide messenger RNA. RefSeq lists its product as uncharacterized. Lineage: Eukaryota; Metazoa; Arthropoda; Copepoda; Calanoida; Temoridae. The record is from RefSeq and is a predicted model, not a curated record. The transcript is spliced from 4 exons. Bases 576 to 1301 code for a protein of 241 amino acids.